UCCAGCUCUGGCUCUCUAGGGUUCUGGGACAGCCACCAGUCUGAGAGAUUGUGGACAACCUACUCUCCCUUUGUCCUUCCAGGCACCACCCCGGCCACUUCCUUCCUAUACUCGGCAGCCACCUCUCCCCAGACAGCUCUGAGUCCUUGGCUGAAACAGACACUUCCACCUUUCCUUGGAGUGAACCAGGGGUCCCAGGGCCUCAAGGAGUUCUUGCUGAGCUUCCCCGGCUCGGAGGUGGUGCACUCCGCCCUGAGCCAAGUUCAGGGCACCCUCGGUGCUGUGUAUGGGAUGGCAGAAGAGGAAAGUGGAUCCAGCUGCUGUUCAACCACUGAGGACACUGUGUGUGCAGAGGAGUCGGCAGACUAUCGGCUCAUGUUCAAGUGCUUCAAAGAAAAUAAGGUGGAAAUCGCAAGCGCCAUCACAAAGUCCUUUCCUUUCCUUAUGAGCCUCCGAGACCGCGACUUCAUCUCUGAGCAGAAGUUCCAGAUUUCUAAAAAAAAAUGCGAGAACCAGGAUGCAGUGAGAAAUGUGGUGUAUGACAUCCUCUGCGACCUGCAAAAGAACUUCAGCCUGAGGCUUCUGGAAGUGAUCUUCAGCCCAACGCAUCUGAAGGCCUACCCAGACUUAAAGGAGAUUCUAAGUAUCUUCCUAGAUGAGCAAUCCACAAGUGAAAAUGAGAUGUGUUCCUGUGUCAUGUGUUACCCAGCACACAAGCCAAAAGAUCGGGAAGCAAGGAUCGGAAGCAGCCAAGCAGCCAUGGUCAACCCCACCGUGUUCUUCGACAUCAUGGCCAAUGGCAAGCCCUUGGGCCGCAUCUCCUUCGAGCUAUUUGCAGACAAAGUUCCAAAGACAGCAGAAAACUUUCGCGCUCUGAGCACUGGAGAGAAAGGAUUUGGAUAUAAGGGUUCCUCCUUUCACAGAAUUAUCCCAGGAUUCAUGUGCCAGGGUGGUGACUUCACACGCCAUAAUGGCACUGGUGGCAGGUCCAUCUACGGAGAGAAAUUCGAGGAUGAGAACUUCAUCCUGAAGCACACAGGUCCUGGCGUCUUGUCCAUGGCAAAUGCUGGGCCAAACACAAAUGGUUCCCAGUUUUUUAUCUGCACCGCCAAGACCGAGUGGCUGGAUGGCAAACAUGUGGUCUUUGGGAAGGUGAAAGAAGGCAUGAAUAUUGUGGAAGCAAUGGAGCGUUUCGGGUCCAGGAAUGGCAAGACCAGCAAGAAGAUCACCAUUUCCAACUGUGGGCAACUCUAAUUCUUUUGACUUGCCGACUUCUUCCCCACCAGACCAUUCACUCUGUAGCUCAGGAAAGCAUCCCCCUCACCCCACCUGCUCACAAUGCCCUGUAAUCUCUGUUCUCACUGAAAUUCUUUGACUUCCAUGUUUUCCUCAUUUCCCUACAAGUCUAUCUGAAUUGCAGAGUUAAGUUUAUGAUUAUGAAUAAAACCUAAGUAAAAACGGGGGAAAAAAGACUGGUUGAUCACACACAUAUCGAUGAAGUUAAAGAAAUGCACUCUUAAAACUGGCACCUAUCUUAGCCGGGCGGUGGUGGCGCACACCUUUAAUCCCAGCACUCGGGAGGCAGAGGCAGGCGGAUCUCUGUGAGUUUGAGGCAAGGCUGGACCGACAGUCUCCAAAACAAUACAGAGAAACCUUGUCUCAUAAAAACAAAAAACAAAACAAACAAAAAAAUUGGCACCUAUCUUUUCUGCCACCUUGAUGUAAUGAAUGGUACCAAUUCUUCCCAGCCACCCAAGACAGCAGGUAAAGGUCUGCAGCCAGAUAGUGAAGUUGUGAGUUCAGGUCAAGUAUUUUCAGUCCACUGGGCAUUUCCAACCAGAGUCCUCAAGUAUGUCAAAUAAUUAAUGAGGGCUUGCCCAGAAAAUAUCCUACAAAAUUCUUAUUUUAUCCAUGCAAAAUGUGUUAAGAUUUAAAAUGUCCCAUUGGGGGUGAGGCCAAAAAUGCCCAGGGCCCUCCCUGGAUUCUUAGUUCUCAGCCUUAGGUACUUCUAGAAGGAGGAAAGGGAAUGAUAGUCUAAAAACUGAUGUAAGCAAGGUCUUUGUAGUGUGAUGGGUCCUAAGAUUUGUAACUUCUCUUUAUUAUUUCUUCCCUCAUUGCCAUUUAUUGUUUUCUAGAUACAAUGGAGACUGGGAACAACACUACUGUAGGAAAAUCCAAGGGGAAGAGAAG
Mesocricetus auratus (golden hamster) is the source of this 2190-nucleotide messenger RNA. Its product is annotated as peptidyl-prolyl cis-trans isomerase A. Gene Ontology annotation, biological process: protein folding; regulation of transcription by RNA polymerase II; protein peptidyl-prolyl isomerization. Gene Ontology annotation, molecular function: DNA binding; peptidyl-prolyl cis-trans isomerase activity; DNA-binding transcription factor activity, RNA polymerase II-specific. Lineage: Eukaryota; Metazoa; Chordata; Mammalia; Rodentia; Cricetidae. The coding region runs from base 292 to 1254 and encodes 320 amino acids. The record is from RefSeq and is a predicted model, not a curated record. Gene Ontology annotation, cellular component: nucleus. The transcript is spliced from 6 exons.